UGCCUCUCCAAAACGGACCAAUCGGAGAAGAAACCGGUGACGUCAGCCCUCACAUAUAAGCCAAAUUCGCGGGCAACUGCGGUGCAGUCGCGACAUCACGAGGACAUCGUCUACAGUACCUCGGGAGACCGACAGUGAACCUUUCACUUUAUCAAAAUGCGUGAGUGUAUCUCAAUCCACGUAGGGCAGGCCGGUGCCCAGAUGGGCAAUGCCUGCUGGGAGCUUUACUGCUUGGAGCACGGAAUCCAGCCUGAUGGUCAGAUGCCCUCCGACAAGACCAUCGGUGGUGGCGAUGAUUCCUUCAACACUUUCUUCAGCGAGACUGGGUCGGGCAAGCAUGUUCCCCGAGCAGUGUUCGUAGAUCUGGAGCCAACUGUUAUCGACGAGAUCAGAACUGGCGUGUACAGACAACUGUUCCACCCCGAGCAGCUCAUUACUGGUAAGGAGGAUGCUGCCAACAACUACGCUCGUGGCCACUACACCAUUGGAAAGGAGAUUGUGGAUAUUGUUCUGGACCGUAUUCGCAAGCUGGCAGAUAACUGCACUGGCCUUCAGGGUUUCCUCAUCUUCCACUCCUUCGGUGGUGGCACCGGCUCAGGCUUCACUUCCCUGCUCAUGGAAAGGUUGUCUGUUGAUUAUGGUAAGAAGAGCAAGCUCGAGUUCGCCAUCUACCCCGCACCGCAGGUCGCCACAGCUGUCGUCGAGCCCUACAACUCCAUUCUGACCACCCACACGACUCUGGAACAUUCCGACUGUGCCUUCAUGGUUGACAACGAAGCAAUCUAUGAUAUCUGUCGCAGGAAUCUGGACAUUGAGCGCCCAACUUACACCAACCUGAACCGCCUGAUAGGCCAGAUCGUGUCCUCCAUCACAGCUUCCCUACGUUUCGAUGGUGCCUUGAACGUUGACCUGACCGAGUUCCAGACCAACUUGGUGCCCUACCCCAGGAUUCACUUCCCCUUGGUGACUUACGCUCCCGUCAUCUCUGCGGAAAAGGCCUACCAUGAGCAGCUGUCAGUGUCUGAGAUCACCAAUGCUUGCUUCGAGCCUGCUAACCAGAUGGUGAAGUGCGAUCCUCGUCACGGCAAGUACAUGGCCUGUUGCCUGUUGUACCGUGGUGACGUGGUGCCCAAGGACGUGAACGCCGCUAUCGCAACCAUCAAGACCAAGAGGACCAUUCAGUUCGUGGACUGGUGUCCCACUGGGUUCAAGGUGGGUAUCAACUACCAGCCACCCACUGUGGUGCCUGGUGGCGAUCUGGCCAAGGUGUCCCGUGCCGUGUGCAUGCUGUCCAACACCACUGCCAUCGCUGAGGCCUGGGCACGCCUUGACCACAAGUUUGAUCUGAUGUACGCCAAGCGCGCCUUCGUGCACUGGUACGUUGGUGAGGGUAUGGAGGAGGGCGAGUUCACAGAGGCUCGUGAAGAUCUUGCUGCCCUGGAGAAGGACUACGAGGAGGUGGGCGUCGACUCUGCUGACGCAGAAGGCGAGGAGGAGGGAGAAGAGUACUAAUUCUCAUACAUUCCUUCUGAAACUGUCACUUCAAAUAAAUAAUGAAACCUA
Scylla paramamosain (green mud crab) is the source of this 1563-nucleotide messenger RNA. RefSeq names its product tubulin alpha-3 chain. Gene Ontology annotation, cellular component: microtubule; cytoplasm. Gene Ontology annotation, biological process: mitotic cell cycle; microtubule cytoskeleton organization. Gene Ontology annotation, molecular function: structural constituent of cytoskeleton; GTP binding. Lineage: Eukaryota; Metazoa; Arthropoda; Malacostraca; Decapoda; Portunidae. The transcript has 3 exons. Bases 157 to 1512 code for a protein of 451 amino acids. The record is from RefSeq and is a predicted model, not a curated record.